Messenger RNA from Closterium sp. Yama58-4, 1647 nucleotides. The record is from the annotation of a GenBank genome assembly. NCBI's taxonomy places the organism in Eukaryota, Viridiplantae, Streptophyta, Zygnematophyceae, Desmidiales, Closteriaceae.
AUGCUCUUCACUUCCCCCUCCCGUCGCCUUCAUUUCCCCCUCCCGUCGCCUUCACUUCCCCCUCCCGUCGCCUUCACUUCCCCCUCCCGUCGCCUUCACUUCCCCCUCCCGUCGCCUUCACUUCCCCCUCCCGUCGCCUUCACUUCCCCCUCCCGUCGCCUUCACUUCCCCCUCCCGUCGCCUUCCCUUCCCCCUCCCGUCGCCUUCCCUUCCCCCUCCCGUCGCCUUCACUUCCCCCUCCCGUCGCCUUCACUUCCCCCUCCCGUCGCCUUCACUUCCCCCUCCCGUCGCCUUCACUUCCCCCUCCCGUCGCCUUCCCUUCCCCCUCCCGUCGCCUUCCCUUCCCCCUCCCGUCGCCUUCACUUCCCCCUCCCGUCGCCUUCACUUCCCCCUCCCGUCGCCUUCACUUCCCCCUCCCGUCGCCUUCACUUCCCCCUCCCGUCGCCUUCACUUCCCCCUCCCGUCGCCUUCCCUUCCCCCUCCCGUCGCCUUCCCUUCCCCCUCCCGUCGCCUUCACUUCCCCCUCCCGUAGCCUUCACUUCCCCCUCCCGUAGCCUUCACUUCCCCCUCCCGUCGCCUUCACUUCCCCCUCCCGUCGCCUUCCCUUCCCCCUCCCGUCGCCUUCCCUUCCCCCUCCCGUCGCCUUCACUUCCCCCUCCCGUCGCCUUCCCUUCCCCCUCCCGUCGCCUUCCCUUCCCCCUCCCGUCGCCUUCACUUCCCCCUCCCGUCGCCUUCCCUUCCCUCUCCCAUCGCCCUCGCUCCCCCCUCCCAUCGCCCUCUCUUCCCCGGCUCACCCUGUUUCGCCUGCUCCUUCGCUUCCCCCCGGCUCACUCUGUCCACCUCCACUGCUCCUUCUCACCCCCCUCUUCCCCCAAAUCCCCUACCCACUCUUCCUCAAGUUCUUGUCGCUGGUUCACUUGCGCCAUUUGUGAGUGUGGCCAGCAGCAUCACCAGCGCUUCUGCCUCGCUGCUCCUCGCCUUCCCCCGCCUGCUCUCCGCCAACCUCGCCUGGACCGCCCUCUCCCACCACUCGUCCACCCCUCCCUCACCGCCCUGCACCUCUCCCACUGCCCCCUCCUUACCAUUCGCUUCCCUCUCCCUCCGCCUCAUCUCCUUCCUCCUCUCACUCCUCCUCCUCUUCCUCCUCUCCCCUCACUCAUCUCGUUCUCUCUGGUGCCUCAAUCGCUCCUCCCUCCUCCCUCUUCCCUCCUCACCUCCUCGCCUCCCUCACUCCUCCACUCCUCCAGGCCCUCACACCCCGCCCUGCGGCUAGCAGUGGUUACAAGCAGCAUCCCGUCCCACACGGACGAGCUGCAGAGCAUAGUGCGCAAGAUAGUGUACCACAAGCAAGGAGCAUCCCAACCUCUCAGACCUCCAAACAUGUGCGCUGCUGCCUCUGUGCCGGAAGCAUGUGCAGGCGCUGCUGGAGGCAUGAGAUGGCCUUCCAGAGCGGUGCCUGCGAUGCUGAUGGCAGAGGAGCAGCACUUGCCCUUUAGUGGGCUGCCGUCCAAUGUGGCGCAAUGGGGGGCGGGCGAUGGUGGGAGCUAUGGGAGCAGUGCAGCAGAUGCAGCGGCGCAUGAGAUGUCCAAGGGGAGGCUGAAUAGGCAGCACUCAGGUGUCAACCUCUUACUGAUGGCGCUGAGAUGA